Messenger RNA from Lymnaea stagnalis (great pond snail), 6313 nucleotides. The record is from the annotation of a GenBank genome assembly. Lineage: Eukaryota; Metazoa; Mollusca; Gastropoda; Lymnaeidae.
AUCACCUACAUCCACAAACAUCCCAUCCGUGUCCAUGGGCGUCUCACAAGUGAGGUCUGCAUGAUUGAUUCUCGUUUCUCCGUUAAGGUCGGACACUACGGCCUCCCUACCAUAUACGACACUGUUAAACUGGAAGGCAAAGAGUCGAGCUCGGCCAAAGGUGAGGCUGACUUUUAAAAAAAUCUAGUUCUGAUUUUUUCGAAUGGGAAUACUAAGAAAUAAAUCUUUCACACAAGUGCCUAUUUACAGAAGUCAUCAAAAUGGACCAAAAUUGUAAUGUUUAUGUUUAUAUAACGUAGCCUGUUUGUGGACAUUUUUUUUAAAAAUCUUCCUAGUAUUUAUAUUACGUCCAUCCAUCUCUGUGGCGCUACAGCCCAUGUAGGGCUUUUGGCCUGCCUCACCACUUCCUUCCACUUAAACCUAACUAAUGCCUUUUCUUUUCCAUGCUUGGAUUCCCAGCUUCUGUAGAUCUUUUUUCACGCCAACCUUGUAGUAGGUAUAUUAUGUCUUAAUGUAAUUGGUUUACUUAGGUUUUUUCUUUUUUUUUCUCUUCUUUUUUUUUCUUUCACAUGUAUGACAAAUGUUCUCCGCGUUUAAGAAAAUUUCUGGCUGGCCCCCGAACGACUGAGGUACAGAGUUAGUGCCACCCAAGAGGGAGACGUCUAUAGUCUGGCGAUCAUCAUCUCUGAGAUCUUGACAAGGGAGGAGCCGUACAGCCACUACAAUGAUUUCUUAACAACGCAAGGUAAAACUUGAUGAUUGGCGGCCAGUCUCAAGUUUAACGUUUGAAACUAUGGCUUGACAGGGUGCGGUUUUUUUUGUUGUUGUUUUUUUAACCGGGUCCAGGUAUUUUACGAAAAUACCCAUGUGGGUCCAACUAUUAAUAAACAAAAGGUUAAAUUCUCAUUUUUUAAAAAUAAUAUAUGCCGGCCUUUAAACAAAGGGCCUUCAAUCAGCACUACACAAUACCCGUGACUCAUUAUUGAUUAAUAUAAUAGUAGCCUUCCUCUAAAGCAGUGGUUCCCAAACUGACAAUCAACAUUGAUGCACCAUUUGUUGAAAUCAUAUUGUGCUAUCUUUUAAUUUUUUUUAAAUUUUCUCGAAUGAGCAACAUUGCUUUAAGUACGAAACCAUGAGUUUUUCGUUGUCUGUACCCAGAUUUUUGAUUUGUUGCGAAAGUGCGCACUUGCGCUAAGUCAGAUUAACACCAAAAACCCUUAUCGUUUACUCUUCUCUUUUUACUGAAAAUAGAAAUAAAAUAAAGGUCCUGGUCUUUCUUUGAAGUAUAUUUUUUUAAAGGCAUUUCCAAAUUAUCCCCAGGGCCCCCUUUGAGUGUCUGAGUGCCCCCUGAAAUUUCCAAGACUUUCAGACAACCCCACGGCCGCCUGGAGACUCUGAGAACCACUAGUUUACACACGCAGUCAUAGCACUGCAAAAAUUUAAAAAAAAUUAAAUGAAUUUUUUUUAAAAGUAAAACAGUAAAAACAAUCCUAAUGUUUUGUGUUUUUUUUUAUUUUUAUUUUUUUUACUAAUUGAAUCAGAGUUACUGGAUAAGAUUGUGAUGGGGAGAGAUCCACCGUUUCGCCCUGCUGUGACGGCACCCCCAGAUCUAGUACCACUGGAGACGCUUAUGAAGCAAUGCUGGGAUGAAACGCCACAGAAGAGACCUUCAGUCAGUAAGAUCUCUGGCGUUCUACAAGGGUUAAUGAUGUAAGCGAUGUUUUAGGAAAAUCAAUGUAAGCGUAUCGGUCUUUCUUUCUUUCUUUCUCUCUCCCUCGUUUUUUUUCUCGUUUUCUCUCUCUCUCUCUCUCUCUCUCUCUCUCUCUCUCUCUCUCUCUCUCUCUCUCUUUCUUUCUCUUUUUCUCUCUUUCUCUCUCUCUCUUUUUUUUUUUUUUUUUUUUUUUUUCUCUCUUUUUUUUUUUUUUUUGUAAGAUCUCUGGCGUUCUACAAGGGUUAAUGAUGUAAGCGAUGUUUUAGGAAAAUCAAUGUAAGCGUAUCGGUCUUUCUUUCUCUCUUUCUCUCUCUCUCGUUUUUUUUCUCGUUUUCUCUCUCUCUCUCUCUCUCUCUCUCUCUCUCUCUCUCUCUCUCUCUCUCCCUCUUUCUUUCUCUUUUGCUAUCCUUCUCUCUCUCUCUUUUUUUUUAUUUUUCUGUCUUUAGCUCUCUCCUUUUCUUUCUUUCUCUCUCUCUCCAUCAUUCUUUCUCCUUCUCUCUCUUUCUUUCUCCCUCUCUCUUUCUCUCUCUUUAGCUCACUCUCUCUUUCGCUCUAUUUAGAUCUCUCUCUUUCUUUUUCAAUCUCUCCCUCUUUCUUUCUCUUUAUCUCUCUCUCUCUCUCUUUCUUUCUCUUUCUCAUUCUUUCUUUCUCUCUCUCUCCCUCUUUCUUUCUCUUCCUCUUUCUCCUUUUCUUAUUCUUUCUCUCUCUUUCUCUCUCUUUCUCUCUCUCUUUCUCUCUCUUUAGCACUCCUCUCUCUCUCUUUCUAUCUCUCUCUUUCUCUCACUCUCUCUCUUUCUCUCACUCUCUCUCUUUCUCUCACUCUCUCUCUCUCUUUCUCUAAAUAUGUCUCUCUCUUUCUUUCUUUCUCUCGCCCUCUCUACUAAAAUACAUCUAACCCAAUCUCCUUUCUCAUUAAUAUUACACUAAACGCACGUCUCUUUGAAGGAAAAUCAACACUUCUGGCAAUCUCCUGGACAACCUGCUCCAGAGGUUAGAAAAAUAUAGCAGCAACUUGGAGAAAAUUGUGGACGAGAAAGUGGAUGAACUCAAAAGAGAAAAACAGAAAUCGGAGGAGCUGCUCAGACAAAUGUUGCCCAUGUAAGUGUUUAAUUAGCAUGAUGUCUGCUCAGACAAAUGUUGCUCAUGUAAGUGUUUCAAAUAAAAUGAUUUGUGGUAAGAAUCAAACAAUCUGUAAAAAAAAAGAGUUUCGUUUAAAUCGUUGAUAAAAUGUAAUAUGGAGCUAUGGGGGUGGGGCUGAGAAUUUGACAAAACAUGCAUACAGGUUACCGCAUAUUUAUUUCACCAUCUAUUUCAGAAAAAACAAAAGAAAAUAUAUAAUAUAAUAUCACUUAGCGUAGUUAUCUGCGAUUUAAAGAUGUCUGUCAAAGGGACAUGAAAGCAGCCAAAAUACAUACAAGUGACUGGGAGUGUAAGGCAAAAGACCGAUCUACGUGGCGCACAGUUGUCAAAGAGGGCGUCAUGGUAGCCGAGGAACGAAGAAUGGAAGAGGCUGCAGACAGAAGAGCUAGGAGAAAGGCCAAAACAUUUGGAAGCACGGAACUCGUGUGUAAAAACUGUGGUAAAGACUGUCACUCAAGGAUAGGACUGCACAGCCACUCGAGAAAAUUCAACCCAAACCAACGGUGAUGCACCAUCGUCUCACGAGACGGAAGGAUGCCGGAUAUAGUUAUCAGAAAUUUUAGUUUCUGAAAUCAGUGCAUUGUAUUUCCAUCAUCUCCCCCUUGAAAAAUAGGGAAAAAAACUGAUUUUUGGGGUUUGGGGGUCGGCAGAAAAUUUUUUAGAAUGUAUUGUCAUCGACAACGACUCUAUGUGCCUAUUGUCUGCUCGAUAGGUUGACGGGAACUGGGUCAUUUAGGCGACUGAAGAUUUUGCAUCCACAUACACAAGAAUACAAGUGAAGUUAAUAUAAAGGAUUCAUUAAAAAAAAAAAAAAAAAAAAAAAAAUAAAAAGUAAGUAAAAAAAAAAGAAUUAUUAAAAAAAAAAAAAAAAAAAAAGAAAGCAGAUUUUACGUUUAAGUCUUCAAUUGAAUGAUGACUGGUUAGACAGAGGUCCUAGUUUUUUUCUACAUCUAAGUGUUAAAAUAACAUGAUUUCUAGUCUGACAAAGAUUCUACAUCUAAGUGUUAAAAUAACAUGAUUUCUAGUCUGACAAAGAUUCUACAUCUAAGUGUUAAAAUAACAUGAUUUCUAGUCUGACAAAGAUUCUACAUCUAAGUGUUAAAAUAGCAUGAUUUCUAGUCUGACAAAGAUUCUACAUCUAAGUGUUAAAAUAACACGAUUUCUAGUCUGACAAAGAUUCUACAUCUAAGUGUUAAAAUAACAUGAUUUCUAGUCUGACAAAGAUUCUACAUCUAAGUGUUAAAAUAACAUGAUUUCUAGUCUGACAAAGAUUCUACAUCUAAGUGUUAAAAUAACAUGAUUUCUAGUCUGACAAAGAUUCUACAUCUAAGUGUUAAAAUAGCAUGAUUUCUAGUCUGACAAAGAUUCUACAUCUAAGUGUUAAAAUAACACGAUUUCUAGUCUGACAAAGAUUCUACAUCUAAGUGUUAAAAUAACAUGAUUUCUAGUCUGACAAAGAUUCUACAUCUAAGUGUUAAAAUAACAUGAUUUCUAGUCUGACAAAGAUUCUACAUCUAAGUGUUAAAAUAACAUGAUGUCCAGUCUGACAAAGAUUCUACAUCUAAGUUGUUAGAAUGUUCGAUUAGCUUUGAGGCUAAUCCUCUACCCAACUGCUAAGAUGCGUUGGUUUCUUACAAUACGGCAACUUACACAGACACACACCUAUAUAUAGAUAUAUAGAUAUAAUAUGUUAUAUAUAUUAUAUUAUAAACAUUAUUGAUGAACUGGUUUGAUCGAUCAAUAAAUGAGGUCACGUCUAUGGGGUGAGUGGGGCCUAGGGGAAAAAGGACGGAUGUGGAGUGCACAGAAGUACUUGGAAUGUUCUUGCUAGCGUCGCGUGUUGGGAUUUGAUUCCUAGAAACUCUCGAUUAUCUGUGGUGCAGGCUCACGGUUAGGUAAGCAGAUGUGAGGAACUUGGCGGACUCCUCGGAAUUGGCCACAGGGCUUAUCCUGUGAUGAAGUUGUUUCGGGCAAUACGGCAACCAGAUUAUUUAUGACAACCAGACUUUAUGACAGCCAGGCAAAUCGGCAACCAGGCUAUAUGACAGCAUUGCCCCUCCCCAAACUUAGUUUAAUAUCAAAAGAUCGAACUCGAUGACUAAAACUUACUAGGUAAAUAAAUUUGCCUAAGCUUUUGUUCUCAAACCAGUGGUCUCGAAGUGUGCUGAGAUUGGAAAGGAAAGUCCGUUCAUUCGUUUUAACACAGCAUAUAUUUUAAAAAGGUGGGGGGGGGGGGAAUUUUUAUCAUUGGUGGACCUCUGACCUCAAUCACGAGUGUUAUGUUUGACUCUUUUCCCCGUGCGUGAACUUUGCUUGACCCCAAAUUAGAUUCCCAGCACAUGCUACGUUCAUAGAUGGGCGUGGCUUAUUCCUUUUAUGUUACCAUGUUUACUUCCGACAGCAACUAAAAAUAAUUUAAUCUGUUCUCAAUUGUAUUUUGUAGAAUGUUGGCGAUUGUAUUAGAAAAGUAAAGACAUUUUUAGAAGCGUUGGUUCUACCGACGCAUAGAAAUUAAAAGGGGAUUCAGAGAUUCAUAGAGGGAGAAUCAGAUAGAUAUUUUUAACUCCACGAGAAGUGUAUUAUUCUUUGUGUGCUCAUAGGUGUUUAUUUCGCAUUCAUCAUUCAUCAUUCAUUAAUUGGCACAUUGUACUAAUUGUGUACCGGUACAAGAUUUUCACAUACUCUGUAAGUUGAUGAUUUGUAAUUAUAUUUAUUUUGUUUUGUAAUUGUAUUAUUACUAAAUUAAAUCUUAGUAAUUGUAACUGGCAACUGUUUUUGCAUGUCGUAUCUUUAUUUUUGUCUUGCUCUAUGGUAGCGUCCUUUGUUGUGCACUGUUUGAUCGAGCCAUAACUUAAAACUAGAGAUUAAUUUCUCACAAUAGAAGCCAGUGCGUAACACGAGUUUGAUCAUGGCUAAAGAAAUAACAUGCGCCUUUGUGGUCAAAAACUCUGUGAGCUCAAUAUAAAAAAAAAAUAAAAAAUAAAAAAAAAUAAUAAAAGGGGGCGGGGGUGUCCUAGAGGGUGCAUAUUGUUCACAAGUGUCAACGCUCCUUGUGGUUUUAGACUACCAUAGACAAUAAUAAGAAGUGGGGUUACUCUUUUUUUUUUUUUAAAUGGGGCGGUGUCUAACAAGAGUUUAAAUCUCAGAAACAGUUAGGGUCCAGCCUUUUAUUAUCACUUCACCUCAUCUAUUUUCAAUAAGGAAGUUGCCCUAAAAAUAUUGUUUUGUUUAAUGCCCGAAAAGACCCUUACCUCUUUAGAUUAUUCUUAUCUAGGCGGCUCUUUCUAUUCAAAACGUAGCUAAUGAAGGAGACGUAGAUUUAAAACUGGUCUUUUAUAACAAAAAUAUAUUUUUCACAGUCCGGUCGCUGACAGACUAAAAGACGGGCUGACCGUUGAACCAGAGUUCUACGACUGCGUGACCAUUUACUUCAGCGACAUUGUCGGCUUCACGACCAUCUGU